Molecule: messenger RNA, 6742 nt
Organism: Venturia canescens
Lineage: Eukaryota; Metazoa; Arthropoda; Insecta; Hymenoptera; Ichneumonidae
Exons: 27
Coding region: 174-6611 (2145 amino acids)
Biological process (GO): proteolysis
Cellular component (GO): membrane; extracellular region
Molecular function (GO): protein binding; serine-type endopeptidase activity; chitin binding
Source: RefSeq, a predicted model, not a curated record
GAAGAUCGAGGCGUAACGCAGUCGUCCAAAAUCUUUUGAAAUCAAUUGACUAGCACAGAGUUUCCAUAGUUUCAAUUGUCCUUUUUCCACCUCGAUUAAGCAGGGCUUACGUGUUAUUUCUACGGGAGUGUGAGAAAAAUGCGUGGGUGGAUCGGUUCAGUGGAGAUUAUUUAAUGCGGAGUACAAAAUCAUCGAAAAUGAGAGUAUUCGGGAAAAACAAUGGUCCAUUGUGCAUCCUCGCUUGCAUUCUAUUAGCUGCGGUGGCCAACGGGAUCACCGAUCCAAAUGAUUUUACCACAAAACCAUCCGUGCAUCGGGAAGCUCAAUUGCCGUGGUAUUUACACGAUGGUGAAUCACCGCCUCUGGAGAAAUAUUCCGAAACAGAAACAACGUCGGAGCCUCAAAAAACAGAACCGAAAAAGUCGAUAAAUUCUAUGAUUCAAGCUGUUUUUAGUAAUCCAUCUCUCAUUGGAGAACUCAAAGAAACGGCCGAUGAUGAUACGAAUCGUUCGAAAAAAGUGGCUUCAAAAAAUAUCGAUUAUGGGAACAAGAAUAAUCUGUACGAGGGGGUUCCACCCGAUAACAAGAAGCCAACAAUGGUGAAGAUCGCGAAGCCGGAGAAGUUGAGCCGAGGUGAAACAGCGGCGAGAUAUGACGAACAAACGGGAAUCGCAGAGUGUCCUCAUCCAGAUGCUUCCGGACUAUUUGCUUAUCCUCCGGAUUGCAAAUUCUUCGUCAACUGUCACCAAGGUCGAGCUCACGUACAGCAAUGUGCUCCUGGCACUCGCUUUGAUUCCGAUACCAUGCAAUGUGAUUAUUCAAACAAAGUUAAAUGUUAUGGCGAAGAAAACGAGAAGACGGAAGAUGUCAUUCAUCCAAGACACGGGAUUGUGAAAAGUGUUAGCGCGCAACUCGUUGAACCAAGGAAGCCCGAAUGUCCUCCCCAUCACACCGGAUUGCUGCCACACCCCGAAACAUGUAAAAAAUUUCUGCAGUGUGACAGAGGCGGAACGUUUAUACUCGACUGUGGUCCUGGUACUGCAUUCAAUCCGGCAAUAUCGGUGUGUGAUUGGCCGUACAACGUUCCUGGAUGUUUAGAAGAUCGACCAAAAUCAACUCCGCGACCAUACACAGGAGGGUACGGAAGUAACACCGGGAUUCCAGAUCGACCGGCGGAAACUCCGGGGCAACACAACGGCGGACGACCUGGACAAGGACGGAAUCAGUACGGGAACAAUUAUGGCGGAAGUGGUGGAUCUGGGGACAGAGAAUACGGAUGGAACGGACGUGGACAGGGAGGCCGUGGUGCUCGACCAGCGAAUGGCCAAUUCGGUCAGAAUGGACCAUCCGGUGGCGACUACAAUGGAGAUGGUUACGGCCACGGAUCGGAGCCGUAUGUGAGGCCUGAGAUGAGUUUCGAUAUUCGUCAGGGUCCUCCUGAUGCCAGCGUCUCUUCGAAAUCACCUGAUCGAUUCGGAUCAAGCGCAUCUUACGAUGAUCGCUACCACGGCCAAGUUGGUGCCCGUAAUCGAGGACAAAUUUCUCGACCUUUAGGAAACCAGGGUGACAGUCGUGCAGCUGGUGAAUGGAACAACGAAGGGUACGUUAGUGGGAAGAAGAAUGAGCAACCUUUCAGGGAUCAUCGUCAUGACCACAACCAGCCGAAUCCAUACGGUUGGAGACCGGAGUUGGAGCAAACAGCGAAUCCUGAAAGCGAUGAAAUCGUUGGCGAGUCUUCCCAGCAUCGUGGGUAUUACAGCAGUGGUCAAAAUGGUCAGGGUUAUGGCGGCUACGGGUCUCAAGACGGUGAGGAAGAUCAGCAACAUUCGGUGGACGAUUUGCAGGUCAGCCAGACUCUUUUGCCACCGGAUUGGACAGGCCACCGUCACCACCAUCAUGGCAAUCAUCAACACAAUCACCAGACUGGACCUUACAGCCACCACGAUCACCCUCAUCAUCCCCACCACGGUCACGCUCAUCGUCACGAAGAUGGCACGUGGCAGGAAGCAGAGGAUACUCAACAAAGACCAAACGCAAAGUAUCCGAGCGACAGAAGAGCCUACGGUCGCAUUGACCCAGGGUUUUCGAAUCCCCCGCCAGAUCCCCAUCCAAUAGAUACUCCCACAGAUAACUGGAAACCAGUAGUUCGCUUUCCAUCUCCAAGAGAGAACCACAACGAUAAUUAUCCAUCAAGACCUGACUGGAAUCGUGAAGAUUUACCAAAUUAUGGCCAAAUGAGACCGAGUCCGCUUGAACCAAGGGGCUCCCAAUCUGGAGGCUUCGUGCCCAGUUCGUGGGGAGCACAAGGAUGGAGCGAGCCUGGUUCCCAGGCAACGUUGCCAACUCCCAAUGUUCCACCACUCCAAUCCGGAUCUCAACAAGGCAGCAUCAAUGGUCCCGACCGGAAACUGGACGAGUGGUCAUCCAGGACCAACGUCAUUCAGGCCGGCGAUAAAAGAAGGGACGAGGACAGUAAAAUGGACGAUUGGAGCUCAAAAACAAACGUUUUCAAUCCCCAACAAGGCAACAAGUAUCGAGGUGUCAAGACAUCUCCGCAAGCUCCGAAAAACAGUGGUCCACCGGAGAUUUAUGUGGACCUGAGUGGCUCCGGUGGGUAUCACGAUCCAAGGGACGUCGUCAUAGUGAACGAGGGUCAUUCGAAUACGAGACGUUACGGUCAAGAGACAACGAUUGUUCCACCGAAUUCAAACGUCAAUAACAAUCGUCCGUACGGUAAUUCUGGAAGAUGGGAAGCAGAAAACCCAACUUACGCGAACCCACACGAGCCCGUUCGUACGAGCGGAACACCUAAUCGCUGGAAACCAAUGCGCUACAAAAACAAAACGUUAAUCGAAUCCGAAGCAUCGAUACCAAAUUACCAAAGUUCGAGUAAACCGUUCAGUAGCCAAGAAACUACACCGAUUUUCACAACGAACAGUCCAUCGACCGAUUUCGACUCGUUCACUGAACAAACCAACAAUCGCGGGGCUAGAACAAAUCCAUGGAUCGAAUUGCCAACGGUUUCAAUCGAGGAAAACCACAACGAAAACAAAAAUCGACCGAAAAACAAUGGCAAACAAAAGGAAACUUUGGAUUUUGGUGAAAUAGUUGAACCGGAUGUCGACAACUACGAGAUUGAAGUCCUCGAUAAAGAGUCGUGGACGCCGCACCUCAAUUUUGAAAAUAAAACUAAAAAUACCAACGUCCAGUCGGUCAUUAUGAAAAUAAACAAGAAAAACGACAACGUCGAAAUUUUGGAUGUGAAACUCUCACCGUGGCGCGAAGACGAACCUCCAUUUCCGGUGUAUUAUGUUGCACCCGUUCAUCCGUUGGGUUUCGAGCCACAAACUCCGAAAAUGACCCCCGCAACUGGCCAGACUUUGAGAUUGCGAGGUGGUUCGAGUCCGCGCGAGGGGUACCUCGAAGUUCAGGGCGCUCAUCCGGGCUGGGGUGUAGUAUGCGAUUCGCGAAAUGGUUGGACUCUUAAAGAAGCUCACGUAGUCUGCCGUCAGCUCGGGUACACGAGAGGUGCUGAAAUGGCUUGGCAAGGACGAGUGCAGAAAGACAAGUUCGAACCUCUAUGGGUUGCUUCGAACCAAGUUAAUUGCAACGGAAAUGAAACCCUAUUUCAAACGUGCAAAUUCGUUCAUGACGAAAAUUGCGCAAUCGGAAGAGACGCCGUGGGCAUUCGAUGUGUGGCGAACCCUUUGGCUCAUUGCGCUCCCGAUGAAGUAGCCCAUGACGGCCGAUGUUACCAUCUCGCGAAACCUGACUCCGGCCUCAAUCAUGCUGAGGCGCUGGAAUAUUGCUCCUUGAGGAAAGCUAAACUAGUCGACAUCACCUCACAAGCGGAAAAUAAUUUUCUGAAUGAAUGGCUCAUACAUCACUAUCCUGAGGUCAAAUCGAUCAUGACUUCGGGCAUUGGAUUUACUACUUUCAAUAAAACUCUCUGGCUCUGGGAAGAUUCGGCUCGAGCAAAGUUCCAGUUCCAUAAAUGGUGGCCCGGCUGGAUGGGCGACAGAAAAAUUCCCCCCUGGCCAGGCUCGCGACCAGUUUGUAUUGUCAUGAAAAAGGAAUUCCCUUGUCACAAUAACCCCGAUAAAGCUUGUCCUACUGAUUAUUUCUUCUGGGACAUUGAAGAUUGUGCCACCUCGAUGAAGGGUCACUCGUACGUUUGCGAAAGAGCUUACGACGAUAUUGGUUGCGUUUAUGGAAAAGGUCAAUUGUACGGAGGAGCUGCGAAUAUUUCGGCAUCAGGGAAAAAAUGUUUGCCUUGGGCAUCUCGAACUCUGACUCACCCGCUUCGAAUCAACGUUAUGAAUCCUGACACUAGGAAAGAAUUGAUGGGUCACAAUUAUUGCAGAAAUCCUAAUCCGAGUAAAGAAUCACGACCUUGGUGCUUCACUAACCGCUACGGUGAGAAGGAAUACUGCGAUAUUCCACCUUGUGGAGAAACAGGUACUGAAAGAUCUGCGGUUGGGGGGAAAUGUAAACCGAAACAUUUUGAAUGCAGGCCAGGCGAAUGCAUUCCUUCGCCUUGGGUUUGCGACGGCGAAGAGGAUUGCACGAACGGCCUCGACGAGGCGUCAUGCUCCUCGCACUUAGGCUUCUUCACGAAAGUUGAAUCUCAUCGUUUGGUCGGUCACGAUGUCGAAAAGUGGUUGAAUACGCCUAAAAAAACGUGUGCACUCAGAUGCAAAGAAGCAGAUUUUACGUGUCGAUCGUUCUCUCACAAGACCGAGGGAAACACUUGUUUCUUGAGUGACACGAACGUCGGGAUUUCGGGGGAUUUGUUAUUCGACGCUGAGUACGAGUAUUACGAAAUGAUCGAUAGAUCGAUCGACUGCUCUGGAAUGUUCGUGUGCGACAAUGGCAAAUGCAUUAAUCGCACUAAAAUUUGCGAUGGUAAAAACAACUGCGGUGAUCGGUCUGACGAGAAUAUAUGCACUGCAGAAAAAUUAGACUAUGCGAUACGUUUGGCUGGAUCGAACAGAACGGGCGAGGGUCGAGUCGAAGUUAAAGUCUUCGGACAUUGGGGACAAGUUUGCGACGAUGGUUUCGGUAUGAUCGAUGCCAAUGUCGUGUGCAAGGAAUUGGGAUUCGAAUUUGGUGCAGCGUCUGUCACGCCUGGAGGUUAUUUCGGAAAUAUGGACCCGCCUGAUCGGUUUAUGGUCGAUCAACUCAAGUGUCGAGGCAACGAGACGUCAUUGCGCGAAUGUGACUUUGCAGGUUGGGGCAUCCACAAUUGUCGUGCCGAGGAAGCUGUCGGCGUGACUUGCAAAUCAGCAGUAGACGCCUGCCCAUUGGGUCAAUGGAAGUGCGACACGAGUCCGGUCUGCAUUCGGAGUGCAUUCAUCUGCGACGAGGUUGAGGAUUGUCCGGACAAAUCGGAUGAGAGUCCAUUCCAUUGCAUGGCUCCUUUCGAAUUGCGUUUAGCAAAUGGCAGCACUUCUCUCGAAGGUCGAGUGGAGGUUCGGCAUCAUGGCGUAUGGGGAACCGUUUGUGACGAUGAUUUUACGCAAACAGCUGCGCAAGUCAUCUGCAACUCAUUGGGAUACGGUGGGCCGGCUGUUGCAAAGAAAGAUGGAUAUUUUGGACCUGGCGAAGGGCCGAUCUGGCUCGACGAGGUAUUCUGUCGUGGGAACGAGACCCAGGUUUACAAGUGCGACCGCAAUGCAUGGGGCAUUACCAAUUGUGACCACAACGAGGACGUGGGCGUAAUGUGUGCAGAAGGUCCAGUCAGCAAUCAUCAGUUGCAUGGUGAUGAACAACCAAAAGAAAAAAUCGAUGUGAGCGCCUUAUUACCCACUGAUUGCGGACAGAGAGCAGAAGAUUUUGGCAACGACGAUGGUGAAAUCUUCCAGAGAGUCGUUAAAGGCUCGGUCGCCCCCAGAGGAUCUAUACCUUGGCAAGCGAGUCUACGAGUUCGAGGCCACAGCAUGUCGAACCACUGGUGCGGUGCCGUGGUCAUAUCACCUUUGCACGUGUUAACGGCUGCACACUGUCUCGAAGGAUACACUAAAACGUCUUAUUUCGUUCGCGCUGGCGAUUAUCACACCGAGAUCGACGAAGGUACCGAAAUCGAGGCGAAUAUCGAGGACUAUUACAUUCACGAAGACUUUAGAAAGGGCCAUCGUAUGAACAACGACAUUGCUCUGGUGCUUUUGAAAGGCCGAGGUAUUCCGCUGGGCAAAAAUAUCAUGCCCGUUUGUCUACCUGCAAAAAAUACCGAAUACCCACCUGGACUCAAUUGCAGUAUCAGUGGAUUUGGCAGCAGCAUAUCAGGCGACACUGCACAUAGCUUGAAUCUGCGACACGGUUCGGUGCCAAUACUCGACCAAUCGACUUGUUCAGCUGAUUACAUCUACGGACCCAAGAAUAUUAUGGAUGGCAUGUUUUGUGCUGGCUUCCUCGACGAAGGUGUUGACGCCUGUGAUGGCGAUUCCGGCGGUCCUCUGGUCUGUCAAAAAAAUGGAGCUUUCACUCUGUAUGGACUGACGAGCUGGGGCAAACAUUGCGGGGAAGUGAACAAGCCUGGCGUUUACGUGCGAAUUGCCUACUAUCGAGACUGGAUCGACCAAAAAAUUCGCGAAUCUCUGUUCGGAAGAUAAGCUAUUAAUAAAUUUGGACUUCAGAAUAGAAUAGAAGCCCUCUAAAGGAGAAUUUAGUCGAAUCGAUCAGCCAUAACCAAUUUGUGCUUCUCCUUCAAUACGUUCGUAAUAAAAGUCAUUUUGUCACAGUG